AUGCAGACCGGGGCAGCCAAUGCUUACAAAGGGCUCCUGGGAAACAUCGCGGAAAUUUGGAUGGACGACCUCUUCACCAGCUCCAGCACGUUCGAGGAUCAUAUCAAGAACUUAGGCGACCUCGCGGACAGAGCGAUCCAAGCCGGGCUUCGUUGGUCUCCGGCGAAAACGAAGUUGUUCAUGUCCGAGGCGAAAAUAGGAGGACAACUCGUCAGUAUAGAAGGAGUGCGUCCAGACCCAGAAAAGGUCGACGCUAUCGUCCAUCUAGCCGUCCCUUCUACAGCCAUGCAAGCUCUGUCGUUCGUG
Filobasidium floriforme is the source of this 306-nucleotide messenger RNA. RefSeq lists its product as uncharacterized. The annotation marks the transcript as partial. The record is from RefSeq and is a predicted model, not a curated record. The transcript has a single exon. NCBI's taxonomy places the organism in Eukaryota, Fungi, Basidiomycota, Tremellomycetes, Filobasidiales, Filobasidiaceae.